This is a messenger RNA of Echinops telfairi (small Madagascar hedgehog), 1197 nucleotides long. RefSeq names its product CD320 molecule (gene CD320). Gene Ontology annotation, molecular function: protein binding. Lineage: Eukaryota; Metazoa; Chordata; Mammalia; Afrosoricida; Tenrecidae. The coding region runs from base 15 to 788 and encodes 257 amino acids. The transcript is spliced from 5 exons. The record is from RefSeq and is a predicted model, not a curated record.
CGGCGAGCAGCAGGAUGGCGCGGGCUGGAGCGCGGCGGACCGCGGCUGUGGGCCUGGCGCUGCGACUGCUGCUGGGUCUCGGGCUAGGGUUGGAGGCUGCCGCGACCCCGACGGGGACCCCGGUCCCGAUCCCGGCCAGUGCCUCCUCACUGGCCCCAGACCCCAGUGCAGUCUCGUGCCCGCCCAACAACUUCCAGUGCCGCACCAGCGGUGUCUGCCUGCCCAUCGCCUGGCGCUGUGACAGUGAUCGCGACUGCUUGGAUGGCAGCGAUGAGGACGAGUGCAGAAUCGAGCCCCCAGGCAUCGAGCCAUGUGCCCAAGAUGGGCAGUGCCCGCCACCCACUGGCUGCCCGGGUGGUCAGGGUAAGAACUCUCUCAACUGCAGUCCCCGGCCCUGCCCGGCGGGCGAGGUGCGCUGCGCGCAGGGCGGUGACUGCAUCCCACGCACGUGGCGCUGCGACGGCCACCGGGACUGCCCUGACUCCAGCGACGAGCGAGGCUGCGGGACCACCGAGAUCCUCCAAGGAGGGCACGCUUCUACCACGGUGUCCCCGGUGAUCCUGGAAGGUGUCACCUACUUUAGCAACCCUGAGGAUGAGGGCCAGGCUGAGGACCAGGACAAUGGCCAGUCUGAAAACCAGAGUGCCCUGGGGGUCAUCGCAGCGGCUGCCGUGCUGAGUGCAGUCCUGGUCGCUGCAGCCCUCCUGGCCUUGUGCCAGCUCAUCGGGCCCGGGCGGCACCUGAAGGAGACCCUGGUGAUGUCAGAGAGCAAGGCGUUCCUGCUCUGAGGCCCACCCUGGCGACCUGCUUUCACCCGCCCCGCCCCACCCUGGCCUGCAUCUCCCUGUGAGCCCUCCUCUUCCAUCAAGCCCCCUCUGCACUGACCUGCUGCUACUCCCCCAGGAGGAGGCACCGAGCCGAGAUGGAGGACCCACUGGCAGAGGCUGGGGGGCAGCCUAGGGGACUGGCCUCUUCUGAGGAGCCAGCACCCUAUUCUUAGCUGCCCGAUGGCCAGGCCCUGGAGUUUGGGGUGGUCCCCAGAGGCUUCCCUGGGUGGGAAGGGCCAACUGGGGACCACACUCGCUCAGGAUGGGUUGGCUUCCAGCCACUCCCAGAUCCCUUAGUGGGGCGGGACAGCCCCACAGCGACACUCCUGCUGCCUUGUCUGAGAAGGGUGAUUAAAGGUGGCUCCCUCUC